AUGAAGAUAUCUUGUGGUAGAAAGAAUAAGAGGCUAUGGUUAUCCCAGGAAGACUACAUCAAGAAGGUACUUGAGAAGUUUAACAUGAGCAAGGCAAGGGUGGUGAGCUCUUCACUUGCAGGUCACUUUAAGCUCAAUUCGGAGCAAUGCCCUACAAGUGAAAAAGACAAGGCAGACAUGAGUCGAGUUCUAUAUGCGUUUGUGGUUGGCAGUUUGAUGUAUGCCAUUGUGUGCACCAGGCCCGAUAUUGCUUAUACUGUUGGAGUAGUCAGUCAUUUUCUCUCCAAUCUGGGAAGAGAACAUUAG
Messenger RNA from Striga hermonthica, 306 nucleotides. NCBI's taxonomy places the organism in Eukaryota, Viridiplantae, Streptophyta, Magnoliopsida, Lamiales, Orobanchaceae. The record is from the annotation of a GenBank genome assembly.